AUGUUUGUAGCGGCCGUGUUGGCAUCAAUCAUCGCGAGUCAAGCCAUGAUCUCCGACACGAUCAUCUUCAACAUCAACAUAAGCAUAUGCAGAUACGCGAUACACGAUACACGAUCACCUUCAACACGUGUCAAGCAUAAGCAAACUAUCACUAUGGAGAUACACGAUCAUCUUCAACAUACGGGCAUGGAGGCCUUCUCACGCUCCGCAUGGAAUAUUGAACAGUCUGCAUAUACUUCCAAGCCGAAAAAACCCUUUCACAAUCCUAAAGAAUGUGAGUGGGAUCAUAAAACAAUGCAGGAUGGACAUGGAAUGCAAGAAUUUGUACCCCAAAGAUCUGCAGCAUACAUUGGCCAACACGAUGCGCACAUCGGUGAAAUGACUGUCAGAGAAACUUUAGCAUUUUCUGCUAGAUGCCAGGGUGUUGGCUCUCGAUAUGAAAUGCUGGCAGAGCUGUCAAGGAGAGAGAAAACAGUAAACAUCAAACCAGAUCCUUAUAUAGACAUCCUGAAAUCAGAAUUCAAAAUCCAUUCUCCAGUCACCAAAUUUAAAUUCUACUGCUGCCUUGCCCCUUACCGCUCGAAGGUUGGCUUCGAGUCGCCGCACGCCGACCUCGCAGCUCUCGCUUCCUCGACGCCGGCGGCGGAAGGAAGACGCCGUUCGUUGCAUUUGCAUGCUGUGCUAUCGCCUGCCGCAGUGCCACCGCGGAUUGGGAUUGUGGGAAUAGUCGUAGAGGCUGAAGAGGUUACUGAUUAGAGUUCUGGUCCAUUUGGAUUUUUUGGAAGUUGUGAAAUUGUGAGAAGCGAUAAAUGAGAUAGAUGUAUACAAACCGGGUUGGUUAAAAUUGUAUAUAAUUAACUAGAAACUUAUGAAAUAAUAUAAUGACACCCUUAUGGGCCUCCUCUUUCCGUCCACUCUUCC
This is a messenger RNA of Striga asiatica, 921 nucleotides long. NCBI's taxonomy places the organism in Eukaryota, Viridiplantae, Streptophyta, Magnoliopsida, Lamiales, Orobanchaceae. The record is from the annotation of a GenBank genome assembly.